This is a messenger RNA of Lizanozyma spartinae, 558 nucleotides long. RefSeq names its product flavin-linked sulfhydryl oxidase (gene ERV1). Gene Ontology annotation, cellular component: mitochondrion. The record is from RefSeq and is a predicted model, not a curated record. The transcript has 3 exons. Gene Ontology annotation, molecular function: flavin-dependent sulfhydryl oxidase activity; flavin adenine dinucleotide binding. The coding region runs from base 1 to 558 and encodes 185 amino acids. NCBI's taxonomy places the organism in Eukaryota, Fungi, Ascomycota, Pichiomycetes, Serinales, Debaryomycetaceae.
AUGAAAACUGAAGUGGAGAAGAAGAAAGAAAGUCCUUCUGUUGGUGUUUCCGGGCGUAAAAUCAUCUAUGAUAAAGAUGGUAAACCAUGUCGUACAUGCAAUACACUUCAAGACUUUCAAUUUGCAACACAGGGGGGAAGUGUGGCACCUACAUUCAAUGUGAAGAAGCCAUUGAAGAAGAACCACCCUGAUACAACAAGUACUGAUACAGUUGCUGGUGGGUAUACUAAAGAUCAACCUCCGGAUGUUGAACAAUUAGGUAAAUCUUCAUGGACUUUACUCCAUUCUGUUGCUGCUACUUAUCCUGAAACACCUACUUCAAAACAGCAAGCAGAUAUGAAACAAUUCAUUCUGUUAUUUGGAAAUUUCUAUCCAUGUUGGUUCUGUGGGAAAGAUUUCCAAGAGUACAUUGAAGCCAAUGAAGUACAAACUGCUACUCAAGAUGACCUUGGAAAAUGGCUCUGUAUUGCUCACAAUGCGGUUAACAAAAAAAUAGGCAAGGCCGAAUUCGAUUGUAACCUAUGGAAACAAAGAUGGAAAGACGGUUGGGAGAAAUGA